Arvicanthis niloticus (Nile rat) is the source of this 3813-nucleotide messenger RNA. The record is from RefSeq and is a predicted model, not a curated record. NCBI's taxonomy places the organism in Eukaryota, Metazoa, Chordata, Mammalia, Rodentia, Muridae.
CCGCCGCGGCGGACUGGAGCGGCGUCUGUCCGCCGCCGUCCUCCGCGUCUCCGGAGCUGGGCACGCGCACCCUGCGGCUCUGCGAGCGCCGCCGAGCGCGGGCGGCGGCCGCGGCGGGUCCGGCAGAUACACCAGCAGUCCAGUUGGGUAAAGCUGGGAUAACAAACUCGAAUCAGCAGUGGUGGCACUGCUAGCAGAGACAGCCAGGCCUCAGCACAAGUCAGCAGGAGGGACCAGGAGGGAUACCAGGAGAAGCUCUCAGCCUUGCCUCUCUCGCGGAAGUGAAGUUUCCCUGUUUAUCCUGGAGCUGCAGCCCUAAGAGCAUGCUGGGUCACAUGCCGCACGAACCUGUCAUUUUUCUAGCUUAGGCUGUCUUAUGAUGAUGCCUUUGCUAUGGCUAACGACCCCUUGGAAGGCUUCCAUGAAGUGAACCUUGCUUCGCCCACUUCUCCGGACCUGCUUGGUGUGUGUGACCCGGGAGCCCAAGAGCAGACUACCUCCCCGAGCGUCAUCUACCGACCGCACCCUUCGACGUUCUGCGCUGCGCCCAUCCAGGCCAAUGCCUUAGAUCUUUCUGAUCUUCCUACACAACCCGUGUACUCAUCCCCGAGACAUCUAAACUGUGCAGAAACAUCUAAUAUCAGCGUUCACGUUCCGGACCCAGCAUCGUCGGUAGCCUCUGCGGUGGCAGCAGGGCUCACGAAGUUCACCUCAAGGAAGGACAGCUGUAAUGCAGAGAGGGAGUUUCUGCAGGGUGCCACCAUCACUGAGGCCUCUGCUGGCAACGAUGACAUCUUUGGGUUGAGCACGGAUAGCCUGUCCCGUUUACGAAGCCCAUCUGUUCUGGAAGUUAGAGAGAAGGGCUAUGAAAGGUUAAAAGAAGAACUUGCAAAAGCUCAGAGGGAAUUGAAGUUAAAAGAUGAAGAAUGUGAGAGACUUUCGAAAGUGCGAGAUCAACUUGGGCAGGAGUUGGAAGAACUCACAGCUAGUUUAUUUGAGGAAGCUCACAAGAUGGUGAGAGAGGCGAACGUCAAGCAGGCCACUGCAGAAAAGCAGCUGAAGGAAGCUCAAGGGAAAAUCGAUGUACUUCAAGCAGAAGUGGCCGCCUUGAAGACACUCGUACUGUCCAGUUCUCCAACAUCGCCUACACAGGAGCCUCUGGUGGCUGCAAAGACUCCUUUUAAAAGGGGGCACACUCGGAACAAAAGUACAAGCAGCGCCAUGGGUGGGAGCCACCAGGACUUCAGCGUGAUCCAGCCAAUUGUAAAAGACUGCAAAGAGGCCGAUUUAUCUCUGUAUAAUGAGUUCAGAUCUUGGAAGGAUGAGCCCACGAUGGACAGAACAUGUCCUUUUUUGGACAAAAUCUAUCAGGAGGAUAUCUUCCCAUGUUUAACAUUCGCAAAAAGUGAGUUGGCUUCAGCUGUUCUGGAGGCCGUGGAGAACAACACUCUGAGCAUCGAACCAGUGGGGUUACAGCCCAUCCGCUUUGUGAAGGCUUCUGCUGUCGAGUGCGGAGGGCCAAAAAAAUGUGCUCUCACUGGCCAGAGUAAGUCCUGUAAGCACAGGAUUAAACUAGGGGACUCCAGCAGCUAUUACUAUAUUUCUCCUUCUUGUAGAUACAGGAUCACUUCUGUAUGUAACUUUUUUACAUACAUUCGAUACAUUCAGCAGGGACUUGUGAAACAGCAGGAUGUCGAUCAGAUGUUUUGGGAAGUUAUGCAGUUGAGAAAGGAGAUGUCGUUGGCAAAGCUGGGAUAUUUCAAAGAGGAACUCUGAUGCCCUAUGUGCGGGGCCGUGCGUGCUCCUCCCUGGACCACUGAAGGAUGACUGAACAUUUUUAUGGUUACUCAAUAUUUAUUUCUAAGGAGAAGGCCACAGACUUCCCUCCUCUUGCACACUACACUAAGAAGUGCUGUGGUUUCUUUGAAACUGACCAAGCUGCACUUGCUUAUCCCUCAGUGGAGCACACUAUGAAGAAUUGCAGGCGUGCUAGUGAUGGUAAUUCAGCACUGCAAAUCAAAACCACCAAAUAAAUACCAAACGGAACGUAUGUGUCUUUCUUAGCUCUGACUCAGCAUAGAGAGUUGCAGAAGACAAUAGUAGUCUUCACUUUGUUACCCCUGUGAGAGGCAAGGAAGGAGCCAGGUGGACAGGACACCUUCAUGUCUGUGUGUAUGCUGACAUCUAUAUGAAAGGUUUUAUUUCUUUCUAGUCUGUCCACUGUAAUGUAGUGGAUCCCUUUAUCAUAAUGAUUUGUUAAGUGUAAUAAAUGAACAGCGAGCAGUCUUGAGCAUCCUGACAUAGAGCGUCAGGUUAACAUUGAGCAUUAUCAUGGAACAGAAGGAGUGUUAAGAUGAAUAGACAAGAGCAUGGUCUAGAAGGAUGGGAUCUCCCAGCUCUGAGCUAAAAGCUGACACUCACGAAGAAACAACCAGCAUCAUUUGUUCAAGUAAAAGAGGUUCGUGAUGAAGAGGUAGUAUAGGAAAGCAAAGGAAAACAGUUCGCUUCAUUGACUCCAGUAAGAACACCGUGCUCAUAUUUCUGGAGAAUAGCCUUGGACUUUGAGAUACUUCCUACUUAUAUAUGCACAAUUCUGAAUCACGAUGACCUUUAUUAGUUGUAUGCGUGCAAAUGUUUGUGUGUGUGUGUGUGUGUGUGCAUCUCACUCUGGCCUGCUGCACACAGAUCUGGAAUUGGAGUUGCAGACAGUCGUGAGCUGCCGUCUCUCUAGCUCAUCUCUCUUGCUUUAAAAGUAAAUAAACAAAGUGUCCCUAUCAGUAAACCUUCACAUCUUAAGAAUAAUUUUUCUACAUUUGAUGUGUUUGUGUGAGGGUGUGCCCGUGGGUGUGUGUGUGCCCGUGUGUGUGUGUGUGUGUGUGUGUGUGUGUGUGUGUGUGUAUGUGUGGCGUCAAACGACAGCUUUUGGGAGUCUGUUCUCCUGUAUGGGUUUUUGUGAUCAAACAGACUCAGGACAUCAGGGUUGGUAGCAACAUCUUUCUGUGCUGAGCCAUCUCUCUGGUGCGGAAUCUCCACAUUCUAAUCAUUGUGUGUUAAUUGCAAUUAAAUAUAAUUUAAUUGUCUCUAGAGAUUGGGUUUUCAGUUCUUUUCCUGUCACGAUGUAGCGGUGAGUCAUCUUAUAUGUGUAUACUUCUGUGGACGUUAUUAUGGCUUUUCCUGCAUGUAUGUGCCCAGUUUUAAGGUGUUUGAACUUCCCAUUAGACAUCUGAACUAUGUAGCCCACCCACAGAAUCAGAUUGAACAUGCUCAUCCAAGGAUUCAGGUUUCCCAUCAGAACAUUUUUUGUUGACACUACUUUAGGAAGAACAAGUUCAAAAGAUGCUAAAAUCGAAAGGAGGGUGUGCUGCAUGUGUAGCUCACUCGCACAGAGCCCUGGCUUUGAUCCCUAGCGCGACAAAACAAAUGCAAGCAAGCCAGACACUCGGGGACAGUUUGCUGAUAGAGUAAAUUCGGAACAAAGAUCCAGGACGACCAGGAGCAGUGAGACCGAGCUCAUCCUGCACCAACACCUCAGCAUCAACCGUGCACACAGACCAGGAGGCAUGGGGCUUCCGUAGAGUUCUCACCAUGCUAGAGAGAACUUAGCAGUGCCAACAGUGAGAGCAACAAUAACAAGGACCGAGUAAAGACACGGUAGAACAUGGAAAUAAGAUGCUGUGAGAUGAUAAAUUCCGUGAAAAGAGUCAAAUGGGAUUCAAACGUGUAUGCACAAAGCUUGGAGCAGGGGCUGGAAAUAGAAGAAUGGAGUGUGAAGAAAAUGCUAGUGUUUAAACAAAAUACAUUUGUAUGAAAAUA